This is a messenger RNA of Aspergillus luchuensis, 927 nucleotides long. RefSeq names its product DUF1183 domain protein. The coding region runs from base 1 to 927 and encodes 308 amino acids. Gene Ontology annotation, biological process: regulation of store-operated calcium entry. Gene Ontology annotation, cellular component: endoplasmic reticulum membrane. Lineage: Eukaryota; Fungi; Ascomycota; Eurotiomycetes; Eurotiales; Aspergillaceae. The record is from RefSeq and is a predicted model, not a curated record. The transcript has a single exon.
AUGUACUAUCUACUCUUCCAACAGCUCCUCCUCUCCCUCCUCCUCCUCUUCCCACACACCGCUCUCUCCGACCGACCGCCAGGGAAAGACGCCAUCCUCCUCUCGCGCGUCCGGUCACUCACCCUCCGCGGAAACCGUCUCACCACCUCCAGACGAGUAUCUCCAAUCCCGCAGCUAAAAUGCACCGGCCCAUCCAAGCGCAUCUGCAAUAUGUACGAGAUCGAUACAAUGCGAUGCACAAACGAAGGCUACGACUACGAUGAAGAAGACGUCCAAUGGACCUGCACUGCGUCGCUCCCACAGGAAUUCAAGCUCGGAGCUACAGACGUAAUAUGUGAAGGAUACCGGAAUGCCGACGACAAGUGGAUAUUGAAAGGGAGCUGUGGAGUCGAAUAUCGCCUACUGCUGACGGAAGCGGGAGAGGAGAAGUUCGGACACUUGCGCAAUGAGAGAUCGAGCUCUUCGAGUGAUGAGCUUGGUCCCGUAGGCAAAGUGAUCUUCUUUGGGUUUAUGAUCGCCGUUUUUGUGUUUAUUCUGGCAGCAUUCUUCAACGAGUGUUGUGGGUCGGGAGCGAAUCGGCCACAGCGACGACGCCGUGGUGGUGGGGGAGGAGGAGGUGGUGGUGGUUAUGGGGAUGAUGGGCCUCCGCCGCCGUACUCAGCCUCGCCGCCUCCUUAUACUCCUUCCUCGGACCCUAGCGAGCGUUGGAGACCUGGGUUUUGGACGGGUGCCAUGAGUGGCGGGGCGGCUGGUUAUGCGCUGGGAAGAAGAAGCGCUGGGAAUCGGUCUAGUUCGUCAUCUACUUGGACCCGGCCUUCCUCGUCCAGAAGAUAUGAUGACCCUGGGGAGGGUAGCUCAGGAUCGCGCACUCCGCAAUUCUCCAGCAGCACCUCAAGUACCGGGUUUGGCUCAACACGCCGCAGGUAA